Molecule: messenger RNA, 2358 nt
Organism: Salvia miltiorrhiza (redroot sage)
Lineage: Eukaryota; Viridiplantae; Streptophyta; Magnoliopsida; Lamiales; Lamiaceae
Product: pentatricopeptide repeat-containing protein At3g29290
Exons: 3
Coding region: 351-2114 (587 amino acids)
Molecular function (GO): protein binding; mRNA binding
Source: RefSeq, a predicted model, not a curated record
CAACUGUGAAAAUUUGGUGGAAUUGUUGAUUGAGCUUUCUUAUUUUGUUCAGUUGAUUGUGGUCUUGAUUGAGCUAUCUUUAAAAAAGAAAAAUAAAAUCGGUUUUUUUGUUAACCGAAAACCGAAGUCUGUUAACUGAUUCGGUUAUCGGACAACCCAGAUUAUUAUCGGCAACGGUUUCUAACUUCCGAAGUUGGUGAAUUUUAUAAAACCGUUGAAGUCUUUAUAUUCCAGAUAUUGAAGCUUUCUUGCUUCACAGAAGGAGGUUCUGAUGUAUCUAACCUGCUUCAUUGAAUGCUAAUUUGGGGGGAGGAAGUUCUUUAUUUCAGCUUCUAGGGUUCUUUGUGAUAAUGGCAGAGGUGCUGAGCACUUCACCAGCAUGUUCUGUUUCGAUUUAUUCAAGAAUUCAUGAUAUUAGAAUCCCUUUCCGGUGCAUCAAUUGCUCUGCGUGUUUUGAUUGGGGAUGGAAGAUGAAUAUCAAUUCUGUAUCUGCCAAAAAUCAUGGUUUUGGCGUGGCUGAAAACUCAUAUUUAAGAACUACUCCUAAACAACGGGGAAGUUUUCUGUUAUGCAAAUCGAAAGAGAGUGAAAUUUUAUGUGGUAUACGUAGCAAUGUUGCAAGUCUCGAGUUUGAGCCAGUUUGUGAAGGACAGAAAGAAGGUCUUGAUGAGAAUGGCUCCCAAAACAUAUUGCCACCUUGGGGAGGUUUAGCUGAUCAAGAAUUGGAUGAUCGAAGCUGUUUGGAUGUUCGUUCAACGAUGCCUUUGGAGGCUGUUCAUGAGAGUAUGGAUGAGAUACACUACUUGGAGGAGAGAGAUGAAGAAGUAUUGUCACAAAGGAUUCUGAAGCUCAGUCGGGCGAAUAAAGUGAGAAGUGCAUUAGCAUUGUAUAGAUCAAUGGCCGUUUCUGGCCUGCUGCCUCGUUCACAUGCUUGCAAUUCCCUUCUCACUUGUCUGUUAAGGGAUAGAAGGCUAGAUGAUGCCUUGAGAGUGUUUGAGUUCAUGAGGUCGAAUGAGAUUGUCACUGGCCACACUUAUAGCUUGAUUUUGAAAGCCGUGGCCGAUGUUUGGGGCCGUGAUGUGGCCUUAACCAUGUUUGAGGAAGCUGAAAGGGAUGGAAAAACCAAGAGACAUAUGGAUGCGGUUGUUUACAACACAAUGAUAGCAAUAUCCGGGAAAGUAAAUGACUGGGUUCAGGCUGAGAGAAUGUGGAGAAGCUUGAGAGACAACGCCUGCGUAGGGACAGCAGUCACGUACUGUAUGCUAGUCUGCAUAUUCGUCCGCUGUGGUCAGAAUGAGCUAGCUCUUGAUGCCUAUCACGAGAUGGUUCAAAACGGGUUGAGCCCAAAUGAUGAUGCUAUGCAAGCUGUCAUAGGGGCGUGCGCGAGGGAGGGGAAAUGGGAUACAGCGCUGGAUAUCUUGCAGAGCAUGCUGAGCAACGAUAUGAACCCUAGUCUGGUAACUUGUAAUGCUCUGAUCAAUUCACUCGGGAAAGCAGCCAAGGUCGAUCUUGCAUUCAAGGUGUACGACCUCUUGAAGUCGCUGGGGUAUGCACCCGAUGCUUACACAUGGAAUGGGCUGCUUUGUGCGCUGAAUAGAGCGAACCGACACUCUGAUGCUCUUCAGCUCUUCGAGAGCAUUAGGAAAGAGCACGGCUCUGUCUUGAACCUGCAUAUAUACAACACUUGUUUGAUGUCGUGCCAGAGGCUUGGAUUAUGGGAUAAGGCAAUGCAGCUGCUAUGGGAGAUGGAAGGGGCCGGUUUCCCCAUUUCUGUCACAUCGUACAAUCUUGUUAUAGGAGCUUGUGAGGCUGCAAAGAAGCCAAAGGUCGCGUUGCAAGUGUACGAGCACAUGGUUGAGCAGAAACGGAGCCCAGAUGUAUUCACUCUGUUGUCAUUGAUAAGGAGCUGCAUCUGGGGUUCCCUUUGGAAGGAUGUCGAGGAAAUCCUAAAUGCGGAACCAAAUGGAUCCCUAUACAAUGCUGCUAUACAGGGAUCGUGCUUGAGGAAGGAGAGUGAUUUAGCGAAGAGAUUUUACGUUAAGAUGCGCGAGAUCGGCCUUAAACCCGAUGGCAAAACUCGGGCUAUGAUGCUGCAAAACUUGCCCAAAUGUUGAUUUGCAGAACUGUCACAGGUUUAUUAGUUUUUCAUUCAGUUAUUAGUGUUUACAUGAUGCAACUUUACAUGAAUCACCUCUCUCUCUCUCUCUCUCUCUCAUACACAUACAGUGAUAUAUUAUGUAUAGUAGCAGAGCUUUGCUAUUUCCUCAUCUUGACAUGAUCAGUUGUCUUGUUUGUGACUCAAUCCUGACACUACUUUCAUAAUUAGUAAAUGGAUAUAAAAAUCUUAUACUUGUAUUA